This is a messenger RNA of Phasianus colchicus (ring-necked pheasant), 4976 nucleotides long. NCBI's taxonomy places the organism in Eukaryota, Metazoa, Chordata, Aves, Galliformes, Phasianidae. The record is from RefSeq and is a predicted model, not a curated record.
AUGUUAAACGAAAGACAAUUUUUUUCUUCUUUAGUGAACAAGCAUAAGCCCUGGAUUGAGACAUCGUACCAUGGAAUCAUAACCGAAAAUAAUGACACUGUAAUUUUGGAUCCUCCUCUUGUUGCUUUGGAUAAAGAUGCACCUGUUCCCUUCGCAGGUGAGAUAUGUGCUUUUAAAAUUCAUGGACAAGAAAUGCCAUUUGAAGCUGUUGUGCUUAACAAGACAUCUGGAGAAGGUCGUCUUCGAGCCAAAAGUCCAAUUGAUUGUGAGCUGCAGAAAGAAUACACAUUCAUCAUUCAAGCCUAUGACUGUGGAUCAGGACCAAGUGGAGUAAACUGGAAGAAAUCUCACAAGGCAGUUGUCCAUAUCCAAGUAAAGGAUGUUAAUGAGUUUUCACCAGCUUUCAAGGAGAGUAUGUAUAAGGCCACCGUGACAGAGGGAAAGAUCUAUGACAGCAUACUGCAGGUCGAAGCCAUAGAUGAGGACUGUUCCCCGCAGUACAGCCAGAUCUGCAAUUAUGAAAUUGUCACAACAGACGUUCCUUUUGCUAUCGAUAGAAAUGGUAACAUCAGAAACACUGAGAAGCUAAACUAUGAUAAACAGCAUCAGUAUGAAAUAAUGGUGACAGCUUUUGACUGUGGACAAAAGCAUGCAAGAGAAGAUGUCUUAGUGCAAGUUAAUGUCAAACCAGUGUGCAAACCAGGCUGGCAAGAUUGGAACAAACGUAUUGAAUACAAGCCUGGUUCUGGCAGCAUACCGUUGUUUCCCAGUAUUCAUCUAGAAACGUGUGAUGGCCCAGUUUCAUCAAUACAUACAACAAUUGAAUUGCAGACCAACUAUAUUGGAAAGGGCUGUGAUCGUGAAACCUACUCAGAAAAAUCUCUGCAGAAACUAUGUGGAGCAUCCUCCGGUGCCAUUGAUCUCUUACCAUCUCCCAGUGCAACAACUAACUGGACAGCCGGGCUUCUCAUGGAUAAUAAUGACAUGAUUUUUAAAUUUGAUGGAAAACAAGGAGCCAAAAUCCCAGAUGGAAUAGUCCCAAAGAAUUUAACUGAUCAAUUCACUAUCUCUCUGUGGAUGAAACAUGGACCUAGCCCAGGACUAAGAGCUGAGAAGGAGACUAUUCUCUGCAACUCUGACAAGACAGAGAUGAACCGACAUCACUAUGCCUUGUACGUGCACAACUGCCGGUUAGUGUUUCUGCUGCGUAAAGACUUUGAUCAGGCUGACACCUUCCGCCCUGCAGAGUUCCACUGGAAACUGGAUCAGAUUUGUGAUAAAGAAUGGCAUUACUAUGUUGUCAAUGUUGAGUUUCCUGUUGUUACCUUAUACAUGGAUGGAACAACAUAUGAACCUUACCUUGUGACCAAUGAUUGGCCUAUUCACCCUUCUCACAUAGCUAUGCAGCUGACAGUCGGUGCUUGCUGGCAAGGAGGUGAAGUCACCAAGCCUAGGUUUGCUCAGUAUUUCCACGGCAGCCUAGCCAGUCUUACUAUCCGUCCUGGAAAAAUUGAGAGUCAGAAAGUGAUUUCCUGUUUGCAGGCCUGCAAGGAAGGUCUGGAUAUUAAUUCACUUGAGAGUCUUGGCCAAGGAGUGAAGUAUCACUUCAACCCUUCCCAGUCAGUCCUUGUCAUGGAAGGAGAUGACAUUGAGAAUAUAAAUCGAGCUCUCCGAAAGGUCUCUUACAUCAACUCUAGACAGUUUCCUACUGCAGGCGUGCGACGUCUCAAAGUCUCAUCUAAAGUCCAAUGUUUUGGUGAAGAUGUCUGCAUUAAUAUCCCAGAUAUCGAUGCGUAUGUAAUGGUGCUUCAGGCCAAUGAGCCCAAGAUUACAAUAAGUGGGAUGGACCACUUUUCUAGACCAGCUGCACAAUUUGAAAGUGAAAGAGGUGUCAUUCUGCUGCCUGACAUCAGGAUUGUCAGCACUGUCACAAAGAUGGAGCAUUCAAAAAAAAAUGAUGGAGCCAAUAAGUCAGUGGUCUUGGAAGAAAUGCUCCACAACCUGGAUUUCUGUGAUGUUUUGGUCAGUGGUGCAGAACUAGAUCCUGAACAGGAAUGUUUAGAACUAGAUCGUACUGAGCUCCAAGGAAAACAUCUAGAUGCCACAAAUUCCACAGCAGGAUAUUCAAUCUACGGUGUGGACACCAUGCACAACUAUGAACAGGUUCUUCAGCAGAUUCGAUACCGUAACUGGUACACUUCUGCCACCUCUGAAAGAAAGUUCAGAAUCAAGUGCUCUGAGCUGAAUGGGCAUUACACAAGCAAUGAAUUUAACCUGGAGGUUAAUAUUCUACACAGCACCAACUCCAACUAUAUGGACCAUGUAAACCAUGUGAUAGUACAGCCACACUUUCUCCAGUCAGUCCACCAUCCAGAGGAAAGCAUAAGUGCUGUUCACAGCUCAGUUGUUCCAAGCGUGGCUACUGUUGUAAUUGUGAUCUGUGUGAGUGUACUCAUUUUCAUCAUAGCCGUGGGAGUCUAUAGAAUUCGGACAGCCCAGCAGCACAGCUCUACAGACAGUGAAAGCAGUAAGGAAAAUGAAAUGGACUGGGACGAUUCUGCUCUGACUAUUACUGUCAAUCCCAUGGAGAAAUAUGAAAAACCUCACCGGGCAGAAGAGGAGAGUGAAGAGGAAGAUGAUGAAGAGGAAGAUACGACCAGUGCUGAAUCGGAUGAAAGUGAAGACGAGGAGGAUGAGGAGGAUGAGGAGGAAGCAACUGUCCAAAAGAGAGGCAAGCAGAAUCUCACCAGGCAAGAGCAGUUGGAAUGGGAUGAUUCAACACUCCCGUACUAACAGCCCUUGAGCCACAUUGCUCCUUUUGUAACCAAUACAAUGUUUUUUCAGUCUAUGAAUUCAUUGACAGGAUUUGAACUGCUUGCCUGUAACUGUUUUGCCUAAAAUGAUCUGUUGUAGUAAUUGAUAAUGAUAGAAUUGACCCUUUUCCUACAAAGGCUGGAGAACACAUGGUACAAUCAUACUGGCAUUGCCAGUUCUAAAGUAAUCUAGAACUUAAUCUGUUAGCAAGCAUAGGGUUCAAUUUCCUCUUUUUGUACUGCAAGUCUGUGACAAAAGUGUUGUCACUCAGUCCACAGAGUUUUUUUGUCUUUGCUAUUUUUUCCAUGCAGGACAGAUUUCAGCUUGUUAUGAAGAAUUACCUGAGUGGGUCCAAAUAACAUAGUUGCUGCCCUUUGGCUUCACACAUUUACAGGUGAAACAUAAUAUAAUCCCACUUCAAACUAGGAGAGUUUUAGUGCUACAGGUGACAGAGACUAAAUUCCAUUCAUUGUCUCUUCCUGCCUUCUUGGAUAUUAUCUUCUACAAGGGAAUAUAUUUGGGAUGCAUGUAUGCCUGUGUAGAAAUGGACAGUGUAUUUUUCAAGAAUGCUGUCUGAACCAUGAAGAGAGGGAUUUUAUCCAACACAUGCAUAGAAGCUGAAGAAAGUUAAUGCUGAAGGUUACCGGGGGAAAAAAAAUCAUUCUGUGUCCACAAAUGAAAUGAUCUUAUACAAACAGAAAACUCAAAUUGAUAUACUGAAAACCUGUACAGCUACUCAUUAGUUAUGGAUUGAACAAUUUGCAGCAAAUCGAUGCUUUAACUGUCUUGUAAAAUCAUUAGCUUGCUGCAGUACCUUACUGAAAUAGUGGAAAAUAAGCUACUUCAUUAUACCAUGGAUAUGUACAGAUGGGAUUUAAACAACGAUUUUUUAAUGAGGAAAAUGUUCCCUUCUGCUUUGCUGAGUGCCAGCUGCAAUUCCUGUCUGGCUUUAUUCUACAGAAAAGUAUGCCGUUACCCCACCCUGAGUGACACAAAAGAAAGGGACUACACAACUGUCAGCCCACUGUUGGGCUCAUAAUUCUCCCUUAUUUCUUCUUCCUGAAGCCAUUAUUGUUAAGAAAAGGUUUUAUAAAAUAGAACUAGGAUAACUAAAACCUACCUGGAACCAAAAGAAGUUGAAAAAAACUUGUAAGAGGUUGAGAGAGUAUUUUAAUUAUGGUAACACAGCAUAUUUUUCUUAUACACUGUUAAAAGAGAAAAAAAAGCUACGUACAAUGUGUUGGUAAGUCUUUGUGGUGUGUUUUCUGUCCCCUUUCCUUAAUAAUCUAUCUUCAAACGUUCUGCAUACCAAGUAAUGCAGCACUUGCUAGGAUAACUGUUCUACUGCAUAAAAACCAAAAUGGCAUGGAAGUGAAUGCUGCCUAGUGGCUUUUCUGCUUUUCUCCUAAAAUAGUUCCUUUUGUUUACUAUUUCAUCACUGACUUUUGUAGUUUGCUAUUUAAAAUGAGCAACGUCCUCUUCUCUCUCCCAAAGAAGCAAGCAGUUGGUCUUGACUUAAUAGGAUGUUCCUGAGCUCCUAUGUAUGAUAACUCAUCCUGCAAAGUGUAACCUGAGAGAUCUUGAAGGUACUCACGUACAUCCACCAUUAUUAGCAGCAGCUCCUGCAGGUCUUGGAAUUUAAACAAUGGAUUGUGGGCUUUCUAGUUGGUGAUGGACUUUUUAAAUCAAUUUCUACAUCCAUCUAAUAGCUGUAGGAAAAGAUUGACCACAACUGGAUAGUGCAGUUUAAUCACGAGAAAGUAAAUGAAAAAAACCUUAAUAUAUUUUAAAAUUAGAGAUUUUCGUGCUCAUUUUUGUUGUUUAAGACUGGCAGUAUAGAAGUUUUCUUACACUUGCAGUCCCAUUUCAUUUUUGUUCUAGACUCUCAGAGGAAUUAAAAGAGUAUGUGAAGAAUUGAGCCUAGAUACAUAAAUUUAUCUGCAGGAAUAAAAAUCAUAUAAAAUAGGCUACAGUAUCUAUUUAUAGAGAGCCUAACCUGCACCAAAAAAAAUCAUGUUACUACAUCUUAAUACCCUAGAUCAUUCCCUAGUGUUACUACUUUUAUUAGUGACAUGAAGCAGGCCCUUCAUGAUACUUGUUAUCAGCACAUUUCUCAGCAAAGCUUUCUGCUCAGAAAAAAAAAGGAAAUUUAAAAGUAGAUA